This is a messenger RNA of Purpureocillium takamizusanense, 2658 nucleotides long. RefSeq lists its product as uncharacterized. The record is from RefSeq and is a predicted model, not a curated record. Lineage: Eukaryota; Fungi; Ascomycota; Sordariomycetes; Hypocreales; Ophiocordycipitaceae. Bases 1 to 2658 code for a protein of 885 amino acids. The transcript is spliced from 3 exons. Gene Ontology annotation, biological process: regulation of transcription by RNA polymerase II. Gene Ontology annotation, molecular function: RNA polymerase II cis-regulatory region sequence-specific DNA binding; DNA-binding transcription factor activity, RNA polymerase II-specific. Gene Ontology annotation, cellular component: transcription regulator complex.
AUGUCUUCGUCACUAUACCAGCCGAGGCCUGUCCUAUCCUCGCAGAGAUACUCGCAGUCGCCGGAUUACGUCGACGGCCGCCGCAGCAGCAGCAGCGCCAGCGGCGUCCACGUCCCCGGACGUAUGCCUCUGCGCGAGUCCACUGGCAAUGCACAGGCGCAUAGCUUCAACGGCGGCAUCGUCGCCUGCUAUCAGAGCCCGGUGACGUUGUCACCGUCCAUGCAGCCCAACAUCCCGGCCCCCAUGGUGCCGUCCCAGUCCUUCGACUGCCUGUACAGAGUCCCGACGCCUCGCCAGCAGCCUCGUUACCAGAGGAAGCCUCGCCACGUCAACCCCCUCUACUACUGGCCUGCCUUUAGGCAGUACCGCAACAGGCAAGCCCACAAGGAUACGCAAAAGGACAAGGGCGGCGUCUGGCGUCGACCGGAGCUCGAGGAUGCCUUUGUUGACUCUGUUCUGCUCAUGCCCCAUAUGGGCCGGCGCAAAUUCUCCAUGGGGGGUAAGCUUCACGGGCGCAACAUGCUCAUCAGCGAGUACAUCUUUGUGAUUUGUGUGGCACUGCUUGGCAGCAAAGAGAUCUUCCGCAUCGACAACAGCAACGAGAGCAUCGAGCAGAUGGGGCGCAAGCAGGUGUCGAGUCACAUGCAGGUCGUCAAGAAGUUCUUCGAGGACCUCCGUUGCUUCCACUUUCUCUUCCCAUCUGAGGAGAAGAAGGAGCCCGGCUCCACCAACUCGGAUGACUACUACGACGAGGAGGAACAGGAGUCGUUCAAGUCCAACCCGGUCCUGACAGCAUUGGCCGAGGGUAGGGUCCCUGAUGUCAAGCCCAACUACGACUACUUCUCCCAGCUUUUGGCCCUGCAGUCCUCCAUCUGCGUGCGGCCCAAGACUUGCGAGGUCUUUGUCUCAUCGUCGGACAUUAAGAUCCGGGACGACGUGGCCUACGACGCCCACGACAACCCGUUGGAUCAGGCUUCGUUCCCCCACCUCAACAAGUACACCAACUGCGACGACAGCCCUAAUGUCCUGGGCAAGGACGUGCUGUUGCACGAAUACACCCGCUCCCUGGACCGCACCACUUCGGCAUGUGUCAAGUCGGUCACGCGCCGGUGGCAAAAGGAUGCGCCAGCCAUGUACGAGACGUUGGACCUCCCGUCGCGCGACGAAGACUGUCUGCUCCUGGAGAUGUGCUCGACCAUUGAACUCCACGAACAUGCCAAGUUCCCGUCGGGCUCAGAGCUGACGGGCUUCGUCGAGGUGGCCAUCACGCAGCCCGCUCUGCAGACGCACCGCUGGAAGUGCAUCACGCGGCUGACGCGGCCCGCCGAGCUGCAUAGCGACGACGGCAAGCAGGGUGUCUACACCAAUGACAGCGGCAUCCACCGCCGAGGCUGCAGCGACUCCAAGAACGACUGCGACUGCCACACGCGGCCCCGGCCGGACAUCCACGUUCCGUUCCCCGCGGUCGAGUGGGCCAGCAUCCUGAGCAUGGCGGUGCAGUAUCCCGACGCAGAGCACCAGCGCAUGAAGGAAAAGCGGCGGCGCAAUGCCGAGGGCGACAAGAAGGACGUCGAGCGGGCCGGCAGCAAGCGCAAGCGGUCCGAGGACGAGGGCGACGCUGCCUCGUGGGCGCGCCGAGAGUCGACGGGCAGCGACCUCAUCUGCAAGGUGGCCAUGUACCAAGAGCUGUGGUCCUGCGCGCCCGACUCGACGCAGUGGACGCGCCAGGCUAUCAUCUUCUGGCGCUUCAACACGACGAACCAGUGGCACAAGUACAACCCGGUCUUCAAGCCCGCAGGGACGACGUGGCGGUGGCUCACCAUCAACGACCCCAUGUCGCGCUACCACCAGCAGAAGGCACUCGUAUACCCGACGGCAGGUGUGCCCCGGGAUGCCAUCAUGUCGCCGACGCCGACCAUCAGCCAGCAUCUUACGGCGGCUAUGAAUGAGACGUUCAACGCCUGGGACAACGGUGGCAGCAACGGCAGCAGCCAUCACCACCACCAGCAACACCAGCACCACGGCCCACCGCAUGUGCCUCCGCUGCAGACGUCGAGCACGAGCCUGGGCCUCUUUGACUCCUUCUCGGGUGGACUGGCUACGCCGCCGCCGACAGCGACCAUUCCCGGUGCGUACUCGACGAGCAGCAGCUUCGACGCGGGGAUGAGCUCCAACGGGGGCGUCAGCUUCCUGCCGAGCACCGCGGCGGGCAGCGCGAGCGACAGGCAGUCGUCGCUGAGCAGCAGCCAGACGUACUUUGACGGACAGUCAUCCUUUGGCGACGUGAAGCCCAUGACCAACGGGGUUGGCUCCUACAUGGGCGCCGCGGCGACGACGGCGCUGGACCUGCCCAGCCAGCUUGUGUACGACAGCUCGGGGUGCGACACUGGCAGCAUGCCGGGCUGGGACAUUGGGGCCCUCGACGGCUGGACGGGCACCGCGUCGGGCCCGUCGAGCGCGACGACGGAAUGGGGGCCGACGCCCAAGAUGGAACCGCAGGGCGGACAUCACGCGGCGGCUAUGUGGGCGCCGCCGCAGUGGCCGGUUAUGACGGCCGGGUCGGCGCCUGGCUCGCACGAGCGCGGCGGGAGCCCGAGGCCGAUCAAGAGGCGGAGGGACGCCAUCGACAGCCACGUGCCGGUCACGGCUGGAUGGUGA